AAUGUUUUCCGAUACGUUAAAACAUAGAACCUCGGGCGUUUUGAAAGCAGUAACAUGUAUGUAAAUACAGCAUAUAACUCGUGUUUUUGAAAUCAUGGAGUGUAUGUGUUAAGAGUUGAAAUGUCUGCAAACGUGCAAAAUCACUUUAUGGCAUAUAGCCAACAUGAUAUAACAUGCUGCUAUUAUGGGACAUUCGCAUAGGCUAUCGAAGUUAUUUUCAAACUGCAUUAUGUAGCGGCAUAACUUUCAUGUAAUGCAUUGUCAAUAUUAUUCUUAUUUUUUUAAAAAGAACAUAAUACCUAUUGACUCAAUGUGAGAACAGCACUCCUGCCAUGUUUGGAUUCAGACGCGUCAAUUGUUUAUGAGUUGCUACCGUGCCCCGCAUCCAAAGCUGUCAAUCCAGCACUUUACUAAGAACGAAAGGGAGGAUGUUAAUUCCACUCAAGGGACCGUAACAAUAUCACUUUACUUAACUAACUGUUAAGUAAUAGGAAAGACAAACUAACAACUAAACACGGGGAGAAUGGGCCAAGGUUGUAUUUUAAAGAAGGAAAAGGCUUUCCUGCAAUUCAAACCACUUGUUUUAAAGAACACGUGCAAAACAUUGAUGCACAUAGUCAGGACGUGUUCUUCAGCUUGAGGUCUUUGAGACAUUUAGAAGUUUAUAAUUUACUGCAAGACGUAUUUAUUAUAAUAAUACAAAAAAAUAGUAAUAAUAACAAUAAUAUAAAAACAAAAGCGUACCACAGGGAGUUUGCAAAAACAGAAAAUUGUAGCCUAUGUCUAAAAGAAAAUGCAGCUGGUUAAAAAAUAAAGAAAAAAAGAGCAGACAUUUAGGAAUUGUUGUUUAUACGAUUAAUUAGGCCCACAACAGCAAAGACUGCAAAAAUAAAAUAUGAUAUAUAGAGAUUUGAAUUUAAGAACAGCAUUUCUACCAAAGGUACUGCGGCUACUGGCCUUAAGCAUUGUUUGAGAAAGAGUUGCAAAUAGAGAAUCUAAUUCGCCUGAAACAUCUGUCAGAACUUGUGCUUUUUAAUGAAUAGUUUUUAGUUUUUAAGUUUAGCUAGAAUAUUAAGUCACUAAAAUGCGUUAUAUACCUGCAUACCCCGUUUAUAAUCGCCAUGUACGCCCGUUUCAUGAUAUUUUUGUUAUUUGUAUUAGUUGGAUAUUUAUAUAAAAAUGUUAUGUGCAGUGAAAUAGUUAUUGAAAUGUCAUAUUUACAGCACACGUGAAUCAAAUUAUUAUGUUUUAUUGACAUACAUGAGAUGGGAGCUGUCAACUAGCCUUCAACUUGAAAAUACCAAAAAUAAAAAUACAUUUUAAAAAGCUUUAGCCUAAUAUAUGAUUUAAAAAAGUUAAUAAGCAAAUUUAGGUAUUUUUCGUAUAUUAAAACCAACUAUUCUAAAAACGAAUUCCAUUCUGUUAGGGACAUGUCGAAUACAACAUUACAAAGUUGUCACUGGAGUUAACCAGGCACUGAGCGUAAUGGUGAGGACACAUGAAGCGAGUUGGUGGGAAAGUUCCCUCCAGUUUUACGUUGUAUUUUCGCUCCAGUUAACUUGAGCACAGUCCGCUGACAGUCACACAGUCCUCAUUAUCUCACUUCAGUGGAACUCGGGUAAAUCCCAGUUUCACCAUUGAGACAACACGAGAGAAAUCCUGCAAUUCCUUUCCGCUUUAUGUGUUUCUUUACUAUUCGUAUAUACAAUCCUAACAAUCUGCAUUCACAAAAUACAGAGUGGUAAUGAACAAGCACAGAUAUACGGUAGAUGUAAUAUAACAUAACCUUAUCACAAUACAAUUCAGCAGCAGUGUGCUCUUGUUAAUAUACUAUAGAGAAAUACUCGUUAAACUUAAAUAACGUCCAUAAAUGUACUAAGCGAUAUUUUGAAAUAUUUUGUAUUCGGCUUUUUAUACGUAGGUCUGUUGUUGAAAUGUUAUAUUGUAGAAUUAUAUUAUCAAUAUUUACUUCGGAAUUCAACUCUGAGAUAUAGUCUAAAAGCACUUUCUUUUUUAGUUGAGUUAUAAUCCCUGACAUUGAAAUAAAAAAAUGACCUGUUUCAAGUAGGCUAUAUUGUUUAUAGGACUAAACAAAUAAAAUAUAACAAAUACACUACUUUUCAGUAGGCCCAAUACAACUGUAUUUGAUUCAUCAAUUAGCUGUUUCUCUUAUUAAUUUAUUUUCAGAAGCCCGAAUAUUCUCCUUUUAUUAUUUUUGGGAUAUGUAAGCGCAUUGUCAAUAAAACGUUAUUCCAGUCAACAGUAAUGUAAUUUAAAUAGUAUAACUUUAUAGGGAUGUCAUAUGUAUUUUACUACAAUUUAAAGUUAUAACAUCGUAAAUAAAAUGCAAAAAAAAAAAAAAAAAAAAAAAAAGAGACGGAUGCGAAGCGCAGAACAAAAAUACAUUUCCUCCUGGGAAUCUAUCGAGGCUUCACUGCGCUAUUGUUUUUAGUUGAGCUAUCUUUUUCGGGGGAAAGGUUAUGCGUAUCUUUAAUUAACCCACCUGGAAUGGGUCCGAAGGUGGGUGAAUUUAUUCAGAGCCUGUCGUGCUGGAAAGGUGUCGCGCUUAAAUUAUCUUGACGAAUUAGAUCAUGUUGAAGAAAGAAAAAUAAGCACCAAAGCGUCAGAAUAAACUUCCCUGCUUAGACAACCCCUCCACCCUGUCUCCAAACACAAUCUCCCUAAUUAAUUAUACCUGCAGAUCUUAACAACACCCCCUCCCGUUCUAAAAGAAAUAAUCAACAAACUCGUGUCAUAAGGUGAAGAUUCUCUCUCCAUCAGCGGUCACUUCUGAAGUCCCCAAACAGACAUAAAGAAAUACGCAUAUAGGAACUAGUUGAGGAAUCUAUCGAGUUCUAUUGAGGCCUUCCGUUAGCGUCCAAAGUGAAGAUGGGAAGUAAAGCACUGCCCGCUCCAAUCCCUCUGCAUCCGUCCAUUCAGCUGACCAACUACUCUUUCCUCCAAGCAGUCAACACCUUUCCGGCUGCAGUGGAUCACCUGCAGGGCUUGUAUGGACUGAGCGCAGUGCAGACCAUGCACAUGAACCACUGGACACUGGGCUACCCCAAUGUGCAAGGCCUCAGGUCUACAAUCACCGAAAUGGCUGCUGCUCAGGGCUUGGCAGACACCAGGUUUUCUUUCCCCGCUUUACCCUUCGCAGCACACCUUUUCCAUCCAAAGCAAGGCACCAUAUCUCAUGUACUCCCAGCCCUACACAAAGACAGGCCAAGGUUUGACUUUGCCAACCUUGCAAUUGCUGCCACACAGGAGGACCCGCCAAAGCCUAGAGACCUUUCAAAACUGAGCCCGGGGCUGGGGAGCCCCAGCUCGGAGAUAAACAAACUUUCCCUGGAUCGGAAACCCACUAGAGGGAGGCUGCCUUCCAAGACUAAGAAAGAAUUUAUCUGCAAGUUUUGUGGCAGACAUUUUACCAAGUCAUAUAACCUGCUCAUCCACGAAAGAACCCACACUGAUGAACGGCCAUACACCUGUGAUAUUUGCCACAAGGCCUUCAGAAGACAAGACCAUCUUAGGGACCACAGAUAUAUCCAUUCCAAAGAAAAACCAUUCAAAUGCCAGGAAUGUGGGAAAGGAUUUUGUCAAUCGAGGACUUUAGCUGUGCACAAAACAUUACACAUGCAGGAAUCACCUCACAAAUGCCCAACAUGCGGAAGAACCUUUAAUCAAAGAAGUAACCUGAAAACUCACCUUCUUACCCAUACAGACAUCAAGCCCUUCAACUGUGAGCAGUGCGGGAAGGUGUUCCGGCGCAACUGUGACCUGCGGCGGCACAGCCUGACACAUACGCCCCAACAGGGCUACUAGCCGCUAGCUACUUGGGCCUAAACUUUCCUAAAAACUUUAUCUAACAACAGACUCUCGGAAUUUAUAGCAAUAACGGACUUUCUGACUUGUAAAACACAAACUGCGGGAAAAAAAAACAAAAAAAAAAAAACGCCUUCUCAUUAAUUGUGUAUAUAGUGGCUCGUAUGCUGAGCUUUUGUAAAUACUGUUUUUGUACUGUCCUUUUUUGGAUACAAAUUGUAAAAGUUUUGUAAUUUGAAAAUAUGUUUAAACAAAUUGUAUUUUAGAAAUAAAAUAUGUUUACUAUUCACAUUUUAUUACGUUGUUUUUCAUUUUCUGUUUAUGUUUUGAAAAGGAAGCUGGUAGUCAAUAAAGAAGGCACGCUUAAAGUGGA
Molecule: messenger RNA, 4198 nt
Organism: Acipenser ruthenus (sterlet)
Lineage: Eukaryota; Metazoa; Chordata; Actinopteri; Acipenseriformes; Acipenseridae
Product: protein odd-skipped-related 2-like
Exons: 4
Coding region: 2890-3825 (311 amino acids)
Biological process (GO): urogenital system development; embryo development; regulation of transcription by RNA polymerase II
Cellular component (GO): nucleus
Molecular function (GO): DNA-binding transcription factor activity, RNA polymerase II-specific; RNA polymerase II transcription regulatory region sequence-specific DNA binding
Source: RefSeq, a predicted model, not a curated record